Volvox carteri f. nagariensis is the source of this 4809-nucleotide messenger RNA. RefSeq lists its product as uncharacterized. The record is from RefSeq and is a predicted model, not a curated record. Lineage: Eukaryota; Viridiplantae; Chlorophyta; Chlorophyceae; Chlamydomonadales; Volvocaceae. Bases 1 to 4809 code for a protein of 1602 amino acids. The transcript is spliced from 23 exons.
AUGGGAGGCGCGGCAAGUAAGGACUUCCUGGAAAAUGGGCCAAAGAACGCUGUCGCCAAGGAGCUCGAUGAGCUUGGAGGCUAUGACCGGCCUGCCCUUGCAAAGAAUCAGAGCUUCACUGCUCGGCUGGACUGGCUGGGGAAUCAAGUCGUUAAAACCAGCGACCAGAUGGAAGCUGCGCUCUCCAAAGACGAACAAGCGGGGCGGAAGGAGCUGGAGAAGGAGGCAAAGCGGCGCCAACUUAUGGCACUCCGUCGCGGGCAGGGCGACGUACAGAUGAACUUGCAGUACGCGGACUUUUACCUGCGGCAGAAGAUGAACGAGCGGGGGACCUUCAAUAACUCCGCCUCCAUCCUGCGCAACUCCCACAUCGCGGCCCUGGCCACGGAGGCUGUGGAGAUUUCGGAGGCAUCAAGCGCCAAGUUGGAUGCGGCCCGUCGUACGGCGGAGCAGGUGGCGACGCUGCAGCGGUUGUACAGCAGCAAGAGCGGACCUGGCGCUGUUUCGCAACGGGCCAAGCCGUCGCCGGAUUCGAUGGCCGGCGCAGCGGAAGGCAGCGGCGCGGCCAAGGGCUCUGGUGCCGCCGCCGCCAGCGGAGGCGGCAACACCAAAUGGCGACAGACGGUGCAGCACGCCAAGAAGACCGCAUUCCUGGCUGUAGGGACGUACGUUGCCAUGAAUCAGCUGGGGGAGGGCGUCCAGAAAUUUGUGGAGGAGGGCGAGCGGCUGGCGGCUGCACGCGACAAACUUCCUGACAUGAAGGCUGAGCUGGAGAACCUGCGAUCGGCCAUGCAGCAGCUCGCUGCGGAGCAACAGGCGCUGGAGGCGUCCUGCCCGCCGGAAGCCCUCGACAGCCACGACGGCGACGGCGACGGCGACGCCGCCGCGGUCGCGGCGGCGGCGGCGGCGGCUGGGGUGUCCUCUGACGCAGAGGCGGCGGCCCUGGACGACGACGGCUUGGACGCCGACGAGGCGGCGGCCACGGCGGCGGCCGCUAUGGCGGCGAUGCGGCAUCCAGGGCAUAAGGCCUCUUCACCGAACAAACCGCGGUGGCAUUACAGCGGCGCGUCGCCCGGCUUUGACAGCGCGGGCUACCCUCGGGCUAAGCCUGGCACACGGCUGCGAGACGCCCCUGCUUCGGCCCCUCCCGGAAGACGCAACUCCAACUCCGCCGGGGGCUCGCUAAGCCUCCAAUCGGCGCCGCUGGCCUCAGCCUUACCCACCGUCGGCUACCUGGGCCCGCCGCCCGCCUUCAGCGCCGCGCGCCGGCGUGCCACCACACCCAGCAGUGCGUCGGGCGCCGCCGCCGCCGCCGCCGCAACCCCCCUCCUGGCCAAUGGCUCCCCGCCGCUACAGGGCGGAGGAGGCGGCGCUGGCCUCACUCCCCGAGGCCGCACGAGUCUCGCUCGCGCGUCGUGGUCGGGUGCCUUUUCCCAGCCAGACCCCCCGGCGACGCCCGGCGGCGGCGGCAGCGGCGGCGGCAGCACGUCCGCUGGGGAGCUGCUAUUGCCGCUAUCCGGACAGCAAACCCACGGCGCGCCGCUACGGCCGUCACGGCCAAGCGCGCCUGGGUCGCUGCGGCUUUCGGCUCCGUCGGGUACGGGAGUACGGUGCCGUAGCGAGCCGGUACCAGCAGCAACCGCUGCAGCGGCGGCGGCGGCUGCAGGAGGUGCUGGGGGAGGUGGAGGAGCUGGCGGGCUGCUAAGGCCAGCUUCACCUGUGCGGCCGUCGCUACUGGGCAUGGGCCCGCGACCCCCGUCGUGCGGGGGCUCACCCGUGCUGGCUGGUCGGCCUGGUCCGCCUGGUCCGCAACGGGCUAGUGACACGUAUCGUCCUGUACUGGGUAACGAGGCCCCCAGCACCCCCGGAGAGCAUCGAGUGGGGACCAUGGCACAACGCAUCGCUAGCAAGAUCGCGCUGCCGCUGCGAGCCGCCAGACACCAGCUGCGGUCCCUCCGAGAUGCGGAGACAGCCAAUGUGCUGAGGCAACAGCAGCUCUUGGCAUCGAUUGAGGAAAAUGCGGCAAUCCUGCAGUCGACCUCGGGCAUGCUCAAUAUGUACUGCAAUCGCGCUAACGGGCGGUGGGUGGAGGCCCAGCAGUGGGCCAUGCCGCCGGUGCAUGAGGCGGCGCUACCCGGGCUGCGGCAGCAGGCAGCGAGGUACAAGGACGUGGUGCUGCGGGACAUUAAGGACGGCCGCUUGGCGGUGCAGAUUCACGUGGAUGACGACAUCUUCAUGUCAGCACGGCUGGGCCCCCUGGCCAUGUGGUCGGUGGACCCCUGGCAGCUGCUAGCCGUAACCCACCCAACCCGUACGGAAUGGACCUCCCACCUAGUGGGGCUGGGCUUGGGUGUACGGCAGCUGUUGGCGCUGGCUACGGCAGUUGAGUCGUUGGCGGGUACGGAAGCGGUUGGCAAGAUGCAGGUGGUGCUGUCGUGUCACGAGGGUCAGGUGGAGGCGGUGGUGCGGGACCUGACGGCACGGAAGAUGUGCAGGUUCUCGCCGGAUAACGUAAUCAUCAGUGUACAACAGCGUGCUCCGGGUCAUGCGUACGACAAGGUGAAGCGCACCUUCGCGCCGGCGCCGCAGGCGCCGCCACGCGCUGCCGGCUCGGGCUAUGCGCUGCUGGCGUUAUGCUGGGCGGGAUCUGAGGCGUUCCGGCUGGGCGGCGCUGACCUUUCGGAGCGACGGCCCCUGGAUCGAUCCGCGCUGGAUACGUUUUUGGAAAAGGAAGUCACCUGGCUGUCCAGUUGGCGGCUCCGAGACCUGGUGCAUUACUCUCCGGAGAACUGCCUCAACAUCGAACAGCUGGCGUUGUCGUACGCACUGUCCGACAGCAUGGAUGCCAACAUGAGCAUGCAGGUCGAGUUAAUCGAGUCGCUGCAUGGAAUUAGCCGUUACGGCUCCGGCAUUGUCCUUUCGCUCAAAGAGCGAGCCCUGUCGGCGGUGCCGCCGCCAGCACCUGCCGCCGUUGCCGCCAACGUGCCGCUGCUCCGUCGUACCAACGGUCGUACGGGGCCGCAUGGUUCAGGUCCCGCUACGUCUUCCACCUCCGCCACGUCCUCCUCCUACGCGGCAACAUCCUCCUCAUCCUCGGCCCCUUCGACCUCUUCGACGUCCACUUCCUCAUCCGCUAGCACUUCCGUCGAUAGCGCCCACACUGCGCUGACGGGUCCGUCGACGCCGCCGCUGGCGCAGCCUCAACCGCCGUCCCAACCGCCGUCGGUCCAAGCGCCGCUACGGCCUCUGCAUAUCCCGCCGCAGCGGCAACCUCUCAGCGCGCCGCCGUCGCCGCCGCUGACGGGAGCCCCGAAGUCCGGAUCUCCGCGUUGCUCCUUAGACAAGUCAGGAAGUGGCGGCAGCGCCGCUGGCGGCGGCGGCGGCCGCGGCGGCGCCAGUAGCAGCCGUCGGUCGCUAGCUUCGUCUGGCUCGGCAGGACGCGCCGGCGGCAUUGGCGGCGAGGGCGGGCCGUUGUCGGUGUGUGACAUUAAGUGGGCGGAUGUCCAGACACCGGCUUUGGCGGCUGGUCUUCAGCAGCUCGUCGACACCGCAGCCCAACAGAAUGGCACCACGCCACGUGUGCCGGUGUCCAUCAAGAGGUACAUGUACCACGUACCCAGCCUGAGAGCCGUCCUCUCCGGGCCCUCCAUCUUUCGACCUUCCGUUAGCAUUGGCGAGGGGGGCUACCUGUACGUCACCUUUGACGCAUCCGACAUCACCGCACAGCCCGCCGCCCGCUGCGUAGCGCUGUCGUUCGGUUCCCGCGGCAGUGCGACAACAGGCCCUGGCGGCGCCGCCGCCGGCAACACUGGCAAUACUGGUAUCGACGGCGGCAGUCUUCCGCCGGCGCGGCUCUCCAGCGCCGGAGGCGCUGGCGCUGGAAGCGGCGCUACAGCCUCCGCCGCCGCCUCCGCCGCCGGCGCGGCAUCGCCGGCGGGUGCCGGCAACAACAGCCUUACGCUUGCGACUGCACAGUCUGCGCAGUCUGCGCUGCAGCGGGGCCGGUUGUUGACUAACGACAGCGACCUGGACACGUUGCUGUGGGUGAUGGGCGAGCAGGACAACCAUCCGGGUUUCAGGGCCAGCGUCUCCGCGACCAACACGGCCAGGUCACGGGUUGUUUCCCACGCGGGGGCCGGGGUGGUGGGCGGCUCAGUCCUGGGAGGGCCUGGCCGGGGGCCGCUGCAGCAGAGAGUCAUCGUGGUGGCGGUCACGGACGACGCGGCGUGUCCGCUGGCGGUGCGUGUCGCCAUGGCCGUCAUGAAGCCUGGUGCCGACUGUCUUCAUGUGCUGAGUAUCGCCAAGGACCCCUCCUCCAUGGCUGUUUCUGCUGCCCGGGGGGUGGCGGAGAAGUUUGAGAGCAUGGCCGCGGCCACGCUGGGCGACGUCAAGUCCGUCGUACAGGUCAAACGUCAGUCUAUUGUGGAGGACAUUGCCGCCUACGCCGAGCUGGUCCGUGCCAGCCUGUUGGUGACCGGGAGCAUGAGUCUGGCAGCUGCUCAGGGCUCCAGUGUGGUGGGGAGUGUGGCGCUGAGCCUGGCGCGCGACUGCAACCGACCUAUACUGGUGGUCAAGCCCAACGCUCGGCAGGCCGAGUCGGCGUACGAGGUCGGCAAGAAGCUGUGUCUGCGCGCCGCCGUGCCCGCGGAGACGGGCAGCCGACCCAUGGUUCGUUUCGUCGUUGACCACGUGCUUGACGGCACCCGUGGGGACAAGCUGGUGCUCAUCCGGGGCAAGGCCUUUGAUAAGGACAUGCAGGAGCUGACCAGCAGGUUCCGGAGUGCCGGGGUCCCCUGCCCCCUUUCGUAA